CACAGCUAAACUAACAUCCACAAAUCUACCAUGACGGCCACCACCAUGGCUGAGGAUCUGCUGCAGGUCGGGGCACUGGUCAAGGACCGCUGGGAAGUGGUUAAGAAGAUUGGAGGCGGAGGAUUUGGUGAGAUCUACGAGGGUCGUGACCUCCAGACCCAGGAGGCCGUGGCCCUGAAGCUGGAGUCGGCCAGUCAGCCCAAACAGGUGCUCAAGAUGGAGGUGGCUGUGCUCAAGAAACUGCAGGGAAAGGACCACGUGUGCCGGUUCAUCAGCUGCGGGAGGAACGAGCGCUUCAACUACGUGGUGAUGUCACUGCAGGGGCGGAACCUGGCCGAGCUGCGGCGUAGUCAGGUGCGUGGAACCUUCAGCAUCAGCACCACCCUCCGCCUCGGUGUACAGAUGCUCCGCGCCGUGCAGGCAGUACACGACGUCGGCUUCCUGCACAGGGACAUCAAACCUUCAAACUUCACGAUCGGCCGACUGCACCAAGAUGCCAGGAAGGUGUACCUCCUGGACUUUGGGCUGGCCAGACAGUAUACCAACUCAGCUGGGGAAGUCAGAACGCCUCGACCAGUGGCAGGUUUCAGGGGAACAGUGCGCUAUGCCUCCAUCAAUGCACACAAGAAUAUGGAAAUGGGUCGGCACGAUGACUUAUGGUCCUUACUGUACAUGCUGGUGGAGUUCGCCACGGGACACCUGCCCUGGAGGAAGAUUAAGGACAAGGAACAAGUAGGGCUGAUGAAGGAGAAAUGUGACCACAGAAUGCUUCUCAAGUCUCUGCCUUCGGAGUUUAAGCAGUUCCUGGAACAUGUCCAGGGCCUCAAGUAUUAUGACAAGCCAAAUUACCAGUUCCUGCAGGGUCUGAUAGAGGGCAUGAUUCAGAGGAAGAACAUCAAGGAAACGGACCCGUAUGACUGGGAGCGGGGCAGUGGGGACGGGUCCCUCACCACCACCACCACAUCCACCCCUCCUCACCACGGCAAGGAGACCCCAGGACUGGCAGGGAUCAUGGCUGCCACGCCCAUCACAGCAGACAUGCCGUGCGCGAAUACGGAGGAUGGAGAGCUGGAUGGGAACCUCAGCAUCCAGGACAACGUUCCUCCUCAGGCAGCUCGGCUGGACCGCGAGGUUGCGGACAUCAACCUCAACAUCAGGAAACCCCAGCUGGAGGUCCUCAACAAUGUGGGGCACGACCUCAACAGGGUCAACGGCGGCGUCCGGCCUGCGUUUGCGCCGGCCGGAGAUCCGGAAAAGGGAGAGCUGAUCCCCUCGCAGACGCCGAGCAACGACAGGGCCGAGGCGCAGCAGCCGCAGGUCAACGGCGACGUGAACAAGAACCUCGACAACACAGGCUUUGCCGUGGCCAACGGCGAGAUUACGGGUAGCACGUACGCAGGCGAACUCAGGGACGUACAUGUAGCGCAGGAGGCAAACCUGCAAGGAGAUAUCGGCGGGGAGAUUCCCGCUGGACUGUUGGAGCGGGCGGGAAGCACGGAGUUAGCACAGCAGGGACAUGUGGUUGAUAAUAAUGUUGUUGCAGGAGCCGCAGGCUUCAGUCAGAAUGUGGUGCUGGACGGAGAGGCGUUCCCGGUGAGACAUCAUGCUCUACUGGGGCUUCACGAACAGGUGGAGAUGGUGGAUAUACUAGAGGAGGAAGGACACGUGGGCUCUGCUGAGGUUCCAGUCCUUCAGGUGGAAGCUGCCGAGGAAAACAUCAGCUUUAGGGACGGGAUGUACGACGAGGGGAGAAUAGGGGAGGAAGAAGUGAAGGAGCCGUCUUCCAGAAACGGGAUUCCGUCCCCGAUUCAAGGACCGAACGGUGUCCCUACGGACAUGCUCCAGGAGGAGGAGGAGCAAGAAAAGGCUGAUGAUGGGAAACCGUCGCAGUCUUACCAGGAGGAGAGCAAUGGGGACAAUGCGGUGCACGAGACGAGAACUGAAAGAACCAUGCUGGCGAAGGAGAAGACCUCCUUCGCAGACAUCCCCAUCCCCAGCGACGCUGCCUCGGAGAGUAAUCAGCCCGACAAGGAUAACGAAUCAUUUCCCGAGAAGGACAUUGACACGAAAGAAAAGUCAGGUGACGAUAUUGAACACGAAAGUCCCAUGGCACCGGGGAUCGUGCGUACCCCUAGCCCAAGCCCCCCGCGGCCAGCCUCAAACAAGAAGUGGAUCCUCUCGUUUGAGGAUAGCUCUGGGGAGGAGGAGCAGGAUGACCAGAGGGGACAGUUCCAGGUGCUGCACGCCGCCACGCCGGAGCCCCCGAAGGUGCAGCAGAUCACCAGGGACAUACCCAAAGACGAGAAGACUGAAACUAGUAGAUCUAUUGUGGACUCUGAUGUGGAACAGAGGGACCAUCCGGGUGCUAUGUAUGAUGAACAGGAAAGGAUUCAGAGCGGUUCGUCGGUCUCAGAGCAUGCGGCGUCCCCGCCUGAGCCACGACAGGAGCAGGCGAGCACUGCCUCGUCCGAUCAGGAGGACCGCAGGGCCAGGGAGAUAGAAAUCCACCAGGAGCUCAGAAUAGAGAGAUACGAGGGUUACGUGGAAGAGAAAAUGACCGUCGAGGGGGUCAUUCCAUCAUCGACGUCGUUCAGGGCAACAACUACCUACCCGAAAGCUCAUGACGAUAACAAAGAGGUGAUCCAGGAAAUUGUGUUCAACAGUGGGGUAGGCAGUGCUGCCCACGACACGCCUAGCAGUCGCUCGGAAGCCAGCUCGCCUGUAAGCUCCAGGCUGUCCAAGUCUACAUACAGUGUUCCCGACGAAGGAGACAACAACUCUGCGCAGGGCAGCAGCAAGAAAAGGGACAGCCCCAAGGAGAGAGAGUCUCGAGAGAGCGCGAGCGAGAGAGAACUUUCCAGAACCCCGGAACUCUUCUCCGACAGAGAGGAGGAUGCUGUUGUGUUACAGAACAACCUGCUUCCGAAGUCGAGCCCGAGACAAGAGGAGGCAGUUGAGGAGGCAAUAGAAAACGAGGACGUUGAGCUGCCUCUUUCCAAGGAGGGGAAUAGCAAAUCGGACACGUCGGUGAGCGAGACCGUGGAAGGUCAGAAAACGGUGGUGACCCUUCCGCUGGGGCAGGACCCGAAACCGCAGGACGUGUCGGCCUCAAAGGGUCAGAGGUCGGAUCCCGACCUGUCGCCGACCGUGAAAGCACCGGAGCUGCCGGAAAUGGACCAGACCAGCCACAGCGACCUCAGUACGGUUGUGCCCACCGCUGUGAGCGUAGAGCAAAACGGUUUGGACCUGAAACGGGCGGGGUCCCAGGACCUAACAAGAGCAGGCUCGCAGGAAUUCACCCUGGAAGACAACGGGAAAGACAAGGUGGUAGAAAACGGACCCUCGGGCGAGAUAUUUAGAUCAGAUAGUAUAGACAUUCAGCAGUCCUUACAGGAAGAGGAGGUAGCCACAGUGAAGGAAGUGUUAACAGGUUCAGAACAUAAAGCCACGGAGAAGGUGAUAAAACCUUCGAGGAUCCCUGUUCACAGCCCGCAAGUCGGCAGAAAAAAGCCAGAGCAGAGGAGGAAGCUGCCGACCGUACCUCCCACCAACGCUAAAUCUCAGACAGGUAGACUAGAGAAACUAGGAAGUAGCUCAUCAAAGCCGUCCAAAAUCCCCGUGUAUAAAGGAGAGUCCUCACCACCCAACGACAAAAAUAGCAAAAAGACUGCAGAGACAACAACAACAAAAGUGCAAGAAAACGGCCAGAUCUGGUCGGACGAUCACUCUACACCGCCCAUGUCGCCUAGGUCAAAGUCACUCUCGGAAAGCCCCUUCUCCCCGAGAGAGAGGGGUUCCAGGAAAGGGCGGGAGCUUCCAAGAAGUCCCCGCAGUAGCAAGGACAAUGGAGUACCCGUGAGGAGUCCCCUCAUCGUGGACUCCUUACAGAAGGAAGGGUUGAGUAGAAAGGACAGGCCCAGGAGCCCGCAAGUCACCGCACUUAGGGAACGGGAGGCUCACAUAGAGGACAAUAUCAGUAUUAGCUCCGUGGACUCGGCUACGGACUCUUGGAGCAAGAGGGAGUACACUCCUAGGAGGGGCAGCUCGCCGUCCCCCGUCAUGAGAGGCGGGAUGGUUUCUCCCAUCCUGGCCAGGGAACCCCUGCAGCCGACCUUCGUCCCUGCGUCCGAGCAAUCCGUUCUUGUUCCCAGGCCCCCGCCAGGGCAAGCCCCUGCCCGGGGUUGUAUCUCAGCAAGACGACGACGCUACAAGCCAUCCAUGUCACCCGUGCCAACGCCCCGCGGCCACCGCAUCCGAUCCGCCUCUUCCUCGCCAUCGAGAUCCCCCCGCCACGUCGGACCGCUGCGCCCUUAGGACAGAAUAACCUCCGUCGCCCGCUCCCAUGCUCACCCCCACAGCAGCCACACCAACACCUACAGCUUGUAACAGCCGUGGUCGUGAACCUACAGAAAUACAUUGUGAAGCAAGUUUAAAUUGUAGUUUCCAACACAAGAAUUGGACUUAAUAACCAAAAUUUCAGCUGUACAACUCAAGCCUUUGCUAAGGAAUGACUUAGGACAGAAUAACCUCUGUUGCCCGCUCAUGUUCUCACCCCCACACCAACACCUACAGCUUAUAACAGCCGUGGACAUACAUUGUAUAGUGGUACACUGUGAAGCAAGUUUAAACUGUAAUUUCCAACGCAAGAAAUCGGACUUAACCAAAUUUUCAACUGUGCAACCCCCAUAGCAACCAUAACAACAUCCACAGCUUGUUACAGCCAUGGACCUACAAGUAGUACACUAUGAAGCAAGUUUAAACACAAGAAAUCGGACUUAUAUAGCCAAAUUUUUUACUCCAGUCUUUACAACUCCAGUCUUUGUCAAGAAAUGACAUUGACAGACACUGGACCUGUGCAGUCAAAAAUUCUGGUAAGCCCGGGUUCUUGUGUAGGAAAUUACAGAGUUUAAACUUGCUUCAUAAUGACUUCUACCAACACAGACAAACUUUUAAGAUGAAUACAUUGUAGUACACUAGUUAAGAAGGCAUGCGCGUGCUACACUUUACCAGCAGCUUUUAUUACAAAAGGCUUCCCAAUGCAGGCUGAUGCUGAUAAAACAUUUCCAACACUAGCCCCUUAACACAAUCCAUACAAUAAAAAAGUAGGAAAUCCCCAUUUCAUAUCCUCAGAAAAAGAGUGGCUUCUUCAAAGGACAUCUUCUCACCAACGAAUACUGAUAGGUUUCUGAGCUUUUCAAACCAAUAAAAGCAACAAAAAUCAGUGAUCCUGAGCCACAAGGUAUAUUUAAACCCAUUUUAUGUCCAUCCACAGAGCCAUACUACUGUCAUGUACAGAUUCGUGUACAUUGUAUUACACUCCGGUGGUAGAAUUGAAAUCUGAAAAGAACUGUUGCCAUGCCACCAAAACUGUUUACAAAGUUCCAACUGCCACACCAACAAAUGAAAUCCACUGAAGAGUGAGCAACUUACUUCCAAACUUCUCAGUGUACAUGUAAUCCAGUCUUAUGUCUUUUGAAUCGCUCAGUGUAAGUAACUCAUUUUAAUUUGCCACUGGUGUAAAAUGUAAAGCUUGGACAGUUUUUCAGUUGGAUCUCACAGAUACACAGGCACGCUAGUACUGCUUUCACGCUAACUCGAGUUGUACAAAAUGUGGUGCACCUUGUGUAAUUAAUGCAGGCUCUGUAUGGGUGUUAAUAUGGGACACAAGUGUGUGGGCACGUCGGCUGCUGUAAAUGUUUCCUCUCUAUAUAUAUUUAUUGUCCAAAUGUCUUCCCAAGGCACAUCUCGAAACUGCCGCGCGCGUACGGCGGGGCAGGGCAGCCCCGGUGCUGACGAACGAUAUGCAAUACUACGGGAUGGCAGGAUCAUUUUCUGAAAUGUAUUGCAAUCACAGAUACUCGUUUUCUUUUCAUUUUUUGCUGCUAUAUGACCUUUGGUAUUAAAGAUCAUGUGCCUUGCAAUACACUGCCUUUCCUGCAGUCACCGUGGUGAAAUUAUGGCCCUUGGGAGCAGCAACGUGCUAGACUAUGGGGGAAUUAGAUAUUGUAAUUAUACUGCACUUGUCAAUGUCAGUCCUGAGAGGAGGGCUAGCAUAUUGUGGAAACGUCGGUGAAGGUUAGACAUCCAGGUAAUACGAUAGGCCAAAAAGCAGUGUUACUCAAGCAACUGGAUAUGAUUUUGGAAACGGUCAGACAUUUCAGCUAGCAUCCACUAGCUUAUGACAGUGACUGUGAAACCUGAGAAGAAAUGCAGGUUUACAAGCACAAACUAGUUUCCAAAAUCAUAUCCAGUUGCUUGAGUAACUGCUUUUUGGCACAUAUUGUGGAAAGUUGACUCACAAGAAAAUAACUGGAAAGGUCCUACCAGCAAACUUGUAUGCUAUGCAUAUAUUACGUAAGUCAACAAACUUAUGAUGAAGAGUCCAUAAUACAAUAUUGUACCUCUCUUUCUCAGGAUUUACCUUGACAAGUGCAUAACAUUAACUUGUAAAUAGCAUGCCAUAUUUAUUUGUUGCACUGCACAGUGCCGGUAGCUAUAUGAUAGCAAAUUAAAGUAAUUGUUUUAUAUCCGAAAAAAGGCUACAUGUAUAAAAUGUGAAAACUUUUGCAAAAUGUCAAAUACUGCUUAAUACUAUGAAAUGAUUUAAUUUUAACGUGACAGGUUCACUAAUGGGAUUGUUGUAAUGUGUGUGGUAUGUAUAUCUUCCCAUGUGGUACAUGCUUAAUGUGUACAUGUAAUUACUAAGUAUUUGUAUACAUUACCUGGUUAUAAGGGGUGGACCAGGAUAGAUCUUGCUCAUGUGAAAAUGUUGGUACAAAUUCUUGAAGCUUAACAGUUCAUUUAUUUUGUAUUUAUUUCUAUUAUUUUGCAUUUUUAAAUGCUGACUGUGUUCGGUAACUAUUACUUCUCUUCAGAAUUUUCAAUUCAUAUUUUAUGUAUCAACUAAAUGAAGUUCUUCCUCUGCUUUCUGGUCCACCCCUAACCUAUUUUUUUUUGCUAUUGUUUGUCUUGCCAAAUAUUUGUAAAGCUCUUUAUUUCCAAUAUGCAAAUUUUAUUUUUAUAUUCGACCAUCUCAAUUUCAGCAAUUUUCUCAUACUGCAGAUACAUUGCUGCACACAAGUACUGUUUAUUGACUGUGUACCGUAGUAAUAUUAAUUGUUAGAUACAUUCCAUGUACACUUUUGACAUUCAAGAGUUCAGGCACAAUUCGUCAGCAGCAAACUUCUCCACGUAUAUUUUUCAGCUGCAUACAUGUACAUGUACUACGCAUGUGGACAUGUUUUAAAUGUGCAUAGCUGAUACGACUCAAAACCUGUGUAUGUCGCAAAAAUCUCAGUUGUACUGCAUAUGUGACACUUUUACAGUGUUUUUAAACAAAGUUGACGAUACAGAUCAGUUUUGGACAGAACCCUGUCAGUGCAAUUAGGUUAAUUACAUUUCAGUAUUUCGUUACAAGUCAAAAAGUAACAAGCAUUUUCAUGCCAUGUUUGUCAUGUCACUUGUUUAAAAGUUAUAAAGUAGUCUUCCGUAUUGGAUUAGGUACAAAUGUAGAUCCCAGAUAGCCAUUUUUAUUGAUGUCAAUAAAGUUAUGCAGUGUUCUAAUUUAUAACCAUUUUAUGUAUUAUUUCUCUGUGCCAGGAAAGCAUUUCUGCAACAAUGUUUCUUUUUUUUUUUUACAUUUGAGGCACUCGGUUGUCUUAUCUGGAAAAGACAGAAAUUUGGAAAAUAUAUUGCUGAAUGCUGUGAACUUGUAGAAUGAUGGCAACUUGACAAAUGUGGUUAACAGAGCUCAUCUAGUUUGCAGAAGCUAUAUUUUAUGACACCAACAAUAUUGUUUUUAAUUGAAAUUAAACAGCAGAAACAAAGCACUGCAAAAUACUUGGUAACACAUUAUUACAGUAUAUGAUGUUUCAUGGUGAAGUUCUAAGCCAUGACAAAGUUCUGAACCAGCUAAGGUGUUACAUAAGAAAUAUUGCAAACUUCAAGCCUUCCCGGUCUGACAUGCUGUGAUAUCCUUCACUUGUUGCCACAGUACAGAAGUUGAAGUAGCUGGUUUCAUAUUGGUUCAACAACUGAUUCUGACACCCGAGUCUUCUGCUUAAGGACCCAUGUAACUUAAGCAUGUUGUAAAAUGACAUUUUAUUGUCUUGACUGCAUUCUACUGUGUCCACCAUAGAUCUAAACUACUUUGAAAUGCGUCAGUUACCACCCAACAACCAGGGGUGGAGACUAUAAAGUCACACAAUGUAAUAGAUACCAACAAACAAGAAUGUUCAUGGAGUAUUCUCACCUACUGUACUGGUAAAAUCGAAAAUGUUACUCACCAACUGUAACAUUACAUGUACAUGUAGAUUAUGUGUUACCGCUGCAGUUAGUGGAAAUUUACACAUUGUAAAGGUAACCAAUCUACAAGAAGGCAACACCCGGUGGACACUUUAUAUACAGCAGGACUGUCAACAACUUCUCACAUCGGACAGUAGAGCAUUUUACGCUGCAGCUUGACUGUAAAAGAAAGUUUUGGGACAUUAUUGACACAUGGAUACGUAAUGUCUCUCCCUCGAUGUUAAC
Molecule: messenger RNA, 8529 nt
Organism: Branchiostoma belcheri (Belcher's lancelet)
Lineage: Eukaryota; Metazoa; Chordata; Leptocardii; Amphioxiformes; Branchiostomatidae
Exons: 14
Coding region: 31-4314 (1427 amino acids)
Biological process (GO): peptidyl-serine phosphorylation; signal transduction
Cellular component (GO): cytoplasm; nucleus
Molecular function (GO): protein serine/threonine kinase activity; ATP binding
Source: RefSeq, a predicted model, not a curated record